This is a messenger RNA of Brassica napus (rape), 1383 nucleotides long. Its product is annotated as myelin transcription factor 1. The record is from RefSeq and is a predicted model, not a curated record. Bases 242 to 1297 code for a protein of 351 amino acids. The transcript has 5 exons. NCBI's taxonomy places the organism in Eukaryota, Viridiplantae, Streptophyta, Magnoliopsida, Brassicales, Brassicaceae.
CUCUCUAUAUUCCAGUUUAUUUAAAAUUUCAAAUAUUUUUCUAUCUGUCUAAAGAUACGAAAGAAUUUAAACAUUAAUAUACCCAAUAUGAUUUUUAUAAAAUAAGGGACUAAAAUAAUCCACUGAGAAUAAGAGAAAAAUUAUAAGUGCUGCCUAGUUGCCUCAUUCUCCCUCCUUACUUCAUAAGUUUUUUGCUCGUUUACAAAACAAAACAAAAAGUAAAAGAAAUAUUUCGUUUCCAAUGGCUCUGCGAGGAGAUGAGCAUGAGUUUAUGAACCUAAGAGAAUGGGAUCGAAGAGCUCGAUUGAUCCGAGAAAACCCUACUUCAAGAAGGUUCUCUGCUUCAUACGUUGGAAGCUUUGGAGAAGAUCAUCACAAGUCUUCUUCAAGAACAUACUUAAAUAGCAUCUCUAGUACUGCCUCUUCUCCUGGCUACACCCUCAAAGACGAGAUUGACCCAUCAACAUAUUCCUUCACCAAUGCACUUAAGGCGUUACAAGCAAAGACAAUGUUCAAUAACAGAGAAUGGUUAACACAAGAAGGGUUUGCGUUGAAUUCGAAAUGGAACGAAGCAGAGAAAUAUAUAUGUAAUCCAGUGUCUGGAGAAGUUCCAAUGGAGUGUUUGUCUUCUAAGACAUUAAGUGCAAGAUCUUUUAGAAACUUGACCACCACCAUGUCUGCUCCUCUUCACUACCCUGAUCCCAAUCCAUUGAUGAAUAAUAUUGGUCAAAACAAACCCAAUGAUAAUUCUAACGUUAAAGUCAUUCACGAGGAUCUUUAUGCUCCUGAUCCUGUUCUUGUUCGAGCAGAAAAGAAAGUUGUGGGGCUGAAACGGGAUGUGGGCAUUCAGAGUACGUCGGUGGAUCUUAGCUCCGGUAGCCCUAGUCCGGCAAAGACGCCUCCGAUCAUGGAACGGUCACUGAAACGACACGUGGAACCUAAUGAUUCGCCAGUGGAUUUUAAUCUCAAACUAGAAGGUCAACAAGAGGAUUUGAAGUUGGAAGACAAAGAGAAAGAAGGAGACAAGCAAGAGAUGAGUAAAGAAGAAACAUUAGAGAAGCAAGAGGUGAGUAAUACAGAAGGAGAAGAAACAGAAGAUAAGCAAGAGAUGAGUAUUAAAGAAGGAGAAGGAGAAGAGAAGCAAGAGAUGAGUGAUGAAGAAGAAGAAGAAAUGAAGAAGCAGAAGAAGCGAGGAGGAAGUGGAUGCUUCUCAUGGAGAAGAUCAAGACAAAGGCAAGCUAGAAAAUCAAAAUACAUCUUCCCUAUUUGUGUUCCUCAUCUUGUCAAAGGUUGUUGAAAACAACCUUACAACCCAAGAGAUUCUUCAAAAAACAACAAGCAAGAACUUCUUAAUGAGAUUAUUAUUAUCAUUAUUAUAUAGUA